GUUUAGUUCUUAUUUGAGCAACUAUAAAUUGGUCAUGAAUGUUAAUAAUUUAAGUCAAACUACGUUUUUUUCAAAUUAUUCAUUGUUAUAAUCUGAAUUUGAUACGAUGGAACAAAUUCCCUUAUUUAACAAAGAGAAGACACUGGUUUUAGUUGGACGAACUGGAAAUGGUAAAAGUGCAACUGGAAAUAGCAUAUUGGGAAGAAAUGUCUUUAAACUAAGAAAAAAAUCUUCUGGUGUGUCACAUAUUUGUGAAUUACAAAAAAAUAUCACAAAAGAUGGAUCAAUUAUUAAUGUUAUUAACACUCCAGGACUAUUUGAUGGAAGUGACUCUGUUGGAAAAGAAAUAAUUGAAUGUAUUGAUUUGGCUAAAGAUGGAUUUCACGCACUUCUUGUAGUAUUUUCUGUUAGAACUCGUUUUUCGGAAGAGGAAGAAGCUACUUUACGUGUUGUGCAAACUUUGUUUGGACACAAAAUUAUUGACUACAUGAUUAUAGUCUUCACCGGAGGAGAUGAGCUUGAAUAUAAUAAAGAGACAUUGGAUGAUUAUUUAGGUCAAGAAUGUCCACAACCUCUUAAGGAUAUUUUACUCCAAUGUGACAAUCGCAAAGUGCUUUUCAAUAACAAGACCAAGGAUGAAACAAAACAAAUACAACAAGUUCAACAACUUCUCAAUCUUGUAAACAUGGUUAUAUCGAAGAAUAAUGGAGAAUCAUAUACCAAUCAAACAUUUGUAAAAUCACAGGAAGGAUCACCAUUGAAACCAGAAACUGCUGAUCUUUUGGAAAAGUUAGAAGAAGAAAGAAUUGAAAGACUUAAGAUUGAAGAAAAAUUGAAGUCAGCACAAGCUAGAAUGAUGAAAUUUGAAAACUGAGAUAUAAUCUUGAGUAUCAAAAUUCAACAACUAAUGUCUAUUGGCAUUAUCUAAUUUUAGUAUUAUUUUAUAUUCACAAUUCA
Molecule: messenger RNA, 957 nt
Organism: Vigna unguiculata (cowpea)
Lineage: Eukaryota; Viridiplantae; Streptophyta; Magnoliopsida; Fabales; Fabaceae
Product: immune-associated nucleotide-binding protein 9-like
Molecular function (GO): GTP binding
Source: RefSeq, a predicted model, not a curated record